AUGUCGACAGAUCAGAACGCCCCGCCUCCGGUGGCCGACUCGACCCUACAGCUCGACAUAGCCAAGCUUCACGCUCUCCCCUCCGAGCAACAGGACCUAUACCUCUUGACCUUCACCUCGGACCUUUCUCGUCACGCAAACUCUCUGGACGGAGAUGGCGCUUCCGCGAACCAAGUCUGGAUCAAGAAAGAGCUUCUACAGAUUGUCGACCUUCCUUCCCCCGCUCCAACACGUGUCAUUCGUAACAAUCUCGCAAACACCUUCGCGUCCCUCUUCGCCAAAGGAAAUCGCAAGCUGCUGUACGAGUCCAUCAAUGACCUGGCUGCCAUACUGAACGCUGGGAAAGACAAGCCUCUAAAGGCUAAACAUGCUGCCGUACAUUGUCUGGGCGCAAUCUUCGAGGCAGCUGGCGACAGCGCCAUUAGUCUCUCUGCCUUGACUUGUACCUCUCUUUUGCGCACAUUCAAGCUAGCAUCGAGCCAUGCGGGCUUACGAAGUGCCAUAUACAAGGCUCUGGGUCGCGUCAUUAAGGGCAUUGGCAAUUCGGUCGACGAAUCUGUUGCAAAGGACAUCUGGAAAUCGGCCCGUAGUGCUGCUUCGAGCGACAAGGCUCUGCUGGUUCAGAUAAACGCUUGUUGGUGCCUCGAGCAGUUGGCCACUUGCACCUCUUACUAUGACAACUCCAACGACUUCGAGAAGCUACAAACUGUCUUAUGGAAAGCCAUGGACAGCCCCUCGGUACCCGUGCGUCACGCCGCUUCCACUUGCAUGGCUGCUGUACUUGUCAAGAGCUUCUCAGAAACUCCCGUACGAGAUGUUCUCCCUCCGAAGAAGUCGAAAAAGUCAAAGAAACAAGGAGCCGCCGAGGAUGGUGAAGAAGACAUAGAACGCCCUACCACUCCUGUAUCAUCCAAGCCUAUUACAUCUGUAGCCUUCAGCCUGCUGGACAUCAUGCGACAACUAUCAGCUCAGUAUUGCAAACCUGCGGCCUCAAAUAGGACCCGUGCUGCUAUUGCUAUAUGCUACAAGCAGAUAUUCACCGCCCUGGGUGAGAGCGUUGUUGAGAGACAAUAUGGUGUCAUUGCAAAACAUCUGUUUACCGACUUAUUAAGUCAUCAGAGUCUUACGUAUCAUCGUUAUCGCAAUCUAAUGACCAGGAAGUUUGUCCGCAUUAUCCUACAGCAUCUGGUCGGAAACAUGCUCGGAGAAACAUCUCAAUUGAAUGCUGCCCGAUUCCUUAUGAACGAUAUCAUCAAGGACUAUCCUCAAGUUAUCAAAGAGCGCCCGGAACCUGGUAAACAAGUGCUCACGGCAGCUUUGAGUGCCCUGGCAUCACUAAUAGACAAGCUCGACGCUGCUAUAAGCGUCAUCUCGGAAACUUGUCGUGAAUCACUGUUGCAAGUUUUACAGCAUCCAAGCUAUACCGUCCAGGUUCACGCUUCGAGGUGUAUGAGGUCCUUUGUGCUGGCUUGUCCUCAACAACUUCUUCCGACAGUGACAAUCUGUAUGAACAGUGUCAACCGGGAAAUUGGUCUGCUUACUGGACCCCGCCAGAGUCCAAGGAGAUGCGCCGGAUAUGCAAACGGUCUUGCCGCUGUCUUGAGUGCCUCGUACAAGCAUCCACUUUAUGGAUCCGUGGACGUUUACGCUCGCGUGCUUUCACAGGCCACUGGUCUGCUCAAAUCCAGUAGUAACUCUGACUUGCGAGUAUCGAGUACCCAAGUGCAGGUCGCUUGGAUCAUGAUCGGUGGUCUCAUGUCACUGGGACCCAAUUUUGUCAAAAUUCAUCUCUCGCAGUUGUUGCUUUUGUGGAAGAACGCACUUGCACCUCCGAACAAGGAGAACAUGUCGCGACAGAGUCAACUUGAAUUGAGUUUCCUUGCUCACGUUCGUGAGUGCGCGUUGGGGUCUGUCAAGGCAUUUUUGCAUUACAACAUCAAGCUUCUGACCUCUGAUGUAUCGAGGCGACUUGCGAGCAUGUUGCAAAAUACCGGCACGUUCCUCUCCAUCUUGCCUGAAAAGAAGACGUCCGAGGACAUGUCACAACGCUUGUCUCCUGCUCUUCAAUUAGUAGACUUUGAUCUCAUGGUCAGGCGUAGGGUCUUCCAAUGUUACACCGCUCUUGUGACUGCUAGUCCAGCCGCAGCCUCAGAAAUCGCUACCCAGUCAAAUGUUUUGCCGUUGGCUGUGUCUUCAUUCGCUGAUCCAGAACGUCUUGGGCCUUCCUCCCUGAGCGUAUCAAUUGCUAGUUCUGCUGGUACACUUGAUAAUGUUUGGGGAAUGGGUGACAACAGCGGAUUCGGCGUCAAUGGCCUUAUCAAUGGCUUGGACUACUCCCCUUUGCCUUUCGAGAAACAGGGUGAAUCGAAAGAACACUGGACCUCAAGGCACAGUUAUGAAGCAGUAAUAGAUAGAACGCUUCUCUCGCCAAUCGGCGGCGCGUGGGAGCACGAUUCAACAACUUCCUACGUUACACCUGAUGGACCUCGAGUGUACGAUCAACCACAGCCACCAGCCACAGAAGUGGUCAACAGUGCAAUCGGUAUUUUUGCAUUGGCUUUCCCCUUACAAUCUCCUAGAAUUCAAGACAGCAUACUGGAACAAGUGAACGCCUUCUUGACAUCACCCGCUGUACAGAAGAGCGUAGUACAGAAGACAGCGCUCAGUGCCAACGUUGCACUGGCUCUACUGGUGACCUGCAAGGUAUUAACGGGACAAGUCAAUGGGUUGGAAGGUAAAUUACAGAGCGCAAACGCGGAGAAGAACAUGCAAAAUCUGCUUCACAAUUUCAUCGCCGACCCUGAUGAGAGCGUUCGUCAUAUUGCUGCCCAGGCUUUAGGUCGCCUUUGCGAGGUCGGCGGCAAUGACUUGACUUCACGCGAGAUCAACUACCUGAUCGAGACCAUCGUCUCAAACACUGAACCUCACGUUCGAUCUGGCUGUGCUCUUGCUCUCGCUUGCAUACACAAUUCGCUCGGUGGUAUGGCGGCCAGUUUCCACCUCAAGACCAUACUUGGUAUAUUCAUGUCUCUUUGCGCCGAUCCGCAUCCACUGGUACACUUUUGGGCGCUAGAAAGUCUCAAGAGGAUCAUUGAUUCCGCCGGCUUGACAUUCUCCGGAUAUGUUUCGAGUACGAUUGGCCUUCUUGGCCAGUUGUACGUACUGGAUACGCACAAUACGGAAACUGGACCGCUGGCUUCUUCCAACCUGGAAGUAGAGCUGCAAACGACUGCUGCUAAUGUGUGUUGUGUGGAUGCCAUCAUCAAUGUGAUGGGUCCAGACCUUUCUGAGAUGGCCAAGCCACGCGGCAUGGUCUUGACUCUUAUCCGACAAUUCCAAACCGAGAAUGAUGUCCUAGUCCUAGUCGAGAGCACCAGAUGUUUGGGCAACCUCUCGAUGUAUGCCCCAGGUCACAUGGAAUUUGAGAAGUAUGUGAAACGGUUGCAAGCAGAUCUCGACUCUGAGUCUCUUGAAAUCCGCGAUAUGGCGAUCAAGGGAUUGGCCAAUCUCAUGCGCCGGGAUGCUGAGGACAUCGUACGUGCAGCAAAUCCAGGACUCGAAGAGAAGCUGUGGGAUAUGCUCGAUGAAAAUCCAGUCCAGGAGACCAUCAAGGAAAUCUUCGUCAAUUGGUUGUCACAGACUGGGUUGACAGACACAGCGGGCUGGAUACAGAGAUGCAACACAGUUCUCACCAAAGCCAAGGCCCGUGUCGACAAUGCUACUCAAGACGAGGCUGCAGCCAAAAAGGCAGCCGCGACUGACCUUCAAGAUGAAGAAGUCGCAGGUUUUGCUGCUGGAGCAGGCACGAAGGACGAAGACGCUUCUGCGCCGACAUCAAGCCAAGAGCUCUUGAGAUGGCAGGUACGACUAUUUUGCAUGAACCUUCUUAACAGCCUCUUGGACAGUGUCGUCAAGGAAUCGGCCAUCAACGAAGACAUUCCUGCCUUAGCUUCGCUCCAACAGAGAGUGGCAGAUGUUGUGCGUGUCGCUUUCUCUGCUUCCACUGCCAACGUUGUGGGUCUUCGCAUUCUUGGUCUGCACAUCAUCGACCAAGUUCUAAGACUGUUUGGCGGUGUGCCCGAUCCCGAUUUCACCGAAGCCAUGCUACUCGAGCAAUAUCAAGCCCAGAUCAGUUCCGCAUUGACUCCUGCGUUUGCUGUCGAUUCGUCUCCUGAAUUAGCCGCCGAAGCGAUCAAUGUCUGCGCUACCUUUGUGUCGACUGGAAUUGUCACCGACAUUGACCGAAUGGGGCGUAUCUUGAAAAUUCUAGUAGCAGCCCUUGAGACUUUCGCAGGGUCUACCGAAACGUCUUCCAUCGGCGAGCUCAAAGGUCUUAGCCCAAAUGCUCAGGUCAUGGUACGCAUGUCGGUCUUUUCUGCAUGGGCUGGCUUGCAGAUCGCCACGGCCGAGCAGAAAUAUCUGGUCGAUGUGGUAAAACCUCAUGUUGCAAAAUUGACUCCUCUAUGGUUAUCGUCCCUCAGAGAGUACUCCCGCUUGCGCUUCGAACCCGACAUCUCGAACAAUACUAGCGCGACGCCAUUGUCGGACGAUCUCGAGACAGUUUACGCUGCAUUGAACCGUGAGACAUUACUCAAGUUCUAUCAGGACUCGUGGUUGAGUCUCGUCGAUGCCAUUGCCAGCCUGAUCGAUGAAGACAGCGAAUUUGUGUUCGAUGCACUGGACGGCAAGACGCAAGCUGAUACUGACAACGGCAAUACCGUGUCCCGAGGGACCGAUAUCAAUUAUCGUGAAGAGCCUGUGGCAUUCUUCUUCGUGCUGUUUGGUCUUGCGUUCGAAGCCCUUGCCAGCAAGCCCGGUGCAGACUCAGCAACUGCAAGAGCACAAAAACUUGAGAUUCUGCAAGCACUUAAGAGAAUUCUUCGACCAUCAAUUUCAGGAAAUGCCAUCUAUCAAGAGGUCAUCUUCAAUGAGACGAUGGAUCUGCUUGAUCGCAUGGUUCUUACGGAGCCAUCGAAUGUGCAGACUGUAAUUGUCGAGAUCGCAAGAAACCUUUGUGUUGGUCAUCCCUCCUCAAGACAGGGCAUGAGUGCGGAUGACCAUCUAUCAGAUGAUAUCGACCAACUUUUCGAGCUGACUCGCAUCAUUGUACUGGUAUUGGCAAGUAUUGUGCCCGGCCUGGCAGAAAGUCCUCGUCCUGUACGUGCCGACAUCACGGAUGAAGCUGUAACACUAGCACGCCUCUCUUUGGAUGCACUGGUCGAUGCUUCCGAGGUCUUCCCCUCCAUCAUCAAAGCCGAUCUGCAUGCAUGCAUCUUCCAGAUCUUUGUCACAAUCAUGAGCACAGGUGCAUGUCAAGCAACUUUGAUACCACAAGCAUUACCCAUCUUCCGCCGUUUCAUCAGUGGCGUUGGUGCGGACCCUGGUGAAGAUACCAAGAAGCAGGUCCGCAGCACACUUGCUCGCUUCCUGAUGAUCCUCAAAAAUGCCCAGAAACGCGAGUUUGAAGCAUCUCUACCAUGUGAGAAGAACACCAUACUAGCAGGCACCAUGCUUAUUACCUCCGCCAAUGCCGCUUUUGAGGCUAACGACCCUGCUCUUCUCCGCUUUGUGAGUGAGUUAACGGAAUGUCUCGACAACCCGAUGACGACGAAGAUGGCUGCUGGCUGUGUGCGAACACUACUAGUUGUACCCAUUCGUGGCGCUGCACAUCCAGCCAUCUUGUCACGUCUUCUACCACGUCUAGUGACUUUCCUCACCGCCCCCUCUGAUCUCGAAGGCAUCGACCAAAGCCGCACCAUCAUCGCACAAUCCCUCACAACAGCAAUCUCCACCUUCGCCUCCGACAAGAAACUCGCAGGUUUCGCGUUGCUCAUCCCAACUCUCCUCGCUCGCGCCGAGAAAGAAACUAGCAACACUGUGCAAAAAGAAACAGCAGCACGAUUGUUGGAGUUGGCGAGUAAUGACGCUAAUGCAUUUAGAGGUGUCGUGAUGAGACUAAGUGUUGAGCAAAAAUCGUUGAUGGAGAAGAUUAUCAAGGGUUCACAAGGGCCGAAACAGGAAGUUAGAGAGGAGGUUGAAGAAAAGGAACCGACCAUUGCUUUGAAGAUGAACUUUUGA
Molecule: messenger RNA, 6078 nt
Organism: Aureobasidium melanogenum CBS 110374
Lineage: Eukaryota; Fungi; Ascomycota; Dothideomycetes; Dothideales; Saccotheciaceae
Product: HEAT repeat protein-like protein
Exons: 3
Coding region: 1-6078 (2025 amino acids)
Biological process (GO): intracellular protein localization; endocytosis; retrograde transport, endosome to Golgi
Cellular component (GO): membrane; Golgi apparatus; endocytic vesicle
Molecular function (GO): protein binding
Source: RefSeq, a predicted model, not a curated record